Bombina bombina (fire-bellied toad) is the source of this 993-nucleotide messenger RNA. Its product is annotated as probable N-acetyltransferase 16. NCBI's taxonomy places the organism in Eukaryota, Metazoa, Chordata, Amphibia, Anura, Bombinatoridae. The transcript is spliced from 3 exons. Gene Ontology annotation, molecular function: acyltransferase activity, transferring groups other than amino-acyl groups. The coding region runs from base 1 to 993 and encodes 330 amino acids. The record is from RefSeq and is a predicted model, not a curated record.
AUGUCAGAUCCAGCUCUAGAUGAGAUUCAUGUCUUUCCUGCGUUAGCAGGGGACUAUGACGACGUGAUGUCCAUUUCAGGGGGAAUAUAUAAUGGGAUGGAUUAUCUGCCAUUCAAGUACCACUCAUGGUUAAAGGAUCCUCUGCGAAAGAUGUUUGUUGCCAAGUCUAAAGGGAAAAUGGUGGCCUUUGAGUCUUUUCUGUUGGUAGAUGGUGGUGUUACAGCUGUACUUCAGGGUCUACGUGUUGCAGCCUGGAUGAGGGGCCAAGGUGUGGCAGGAAUAAUUCAAAACUACUGCUACGAUACCCUGCGCUCUGCGCACCCUGAGGUCAAGCGUGUCCGCCUAACCAGAGCAGAAGAUCCACCAGCUUCCAUGCUUGAAAAGUAUCAUAUCCUCCAUUCCAAGGCUGUAAUCUCUGUAGUGCUCCCUGCUGACCAGUUGGAGAAAAACCUUGAAAUGCUGGAAAGCAAACUGUGCGCUUUAUGUAAGGGGAGACCCUCUGUGCCUUCCAUACUAAGCCCUUCUGAAGUGUGCAGUUUAUUUGAAGGACUUGAUAAAGGAGAAGAUCUACUACCCAAAGGCCUACUCAUUCAAGGAUGGCUACCUCUAAACCCUCACCGGGCCAACCUGGAGCUUUUGCUAGGCACCGGGGUGCACUGGUUAUACACUAAAUCUUGUGAUUUCAGUGCUUCCUCAACUCCUGUCCUCUCCACUGCUGGUUUCCUCAGCCUUGGCACCCCUCUUUACCCAGUGCCCUUAGAGAAGGGUAUGUACCGCUUUGACAUUGAUCUGUUUGGCACUGACCCCCUCUAUGCGAUGAGUCACACCUGUCAUCAGUUGAGGCAAGCAAUACAAAUACUACCAUCUAAGGGUAGUAUUGUCUGUUUUCUUUAUGCAGAGCACAAUCUACGGGAGGAUUUAACAACCUUUUUCCAUGGUUUCCUUCCAUUUAAACUUUUGAGAGAACAGCUUAUACUAGAAAUGAAUAUCUAA